AUGAAGAACGGCGCGCGCGCGCGCAGGGCGCCGCUUUGCGAACAGGGAGGAGCUGAGAGAUGCAGCCCUGCGAGGGUUAACCAAACCGAGCUGUGGUUCCUAGAGAGGCAGGAAGUUUUGAAAGUGGGGGAAGACCGUCGCCGACGCACCUCCAUUCGGAUUUGGAGGAAAGAGGCUCGUCGUCGGGAUUCCCAGGCGAGGAGCGGCGGGCAGGAGACGAAAGAGGCGGCGAGGUGCCACGCGGCGGGCGGCGGUGGGAGACGCGGAGCUUGCAUUUGGGGGGAAGGCUGGGGAGGGGAGUCGUCUUAAUGUUUGAGGCUGAUGCGCCCAAAUCCAGCUGCGAAAGGAGGCGCCCCCCAAGAGCUGCACUUUGAAGCCUCUCUUCCCCCUUGUUCUGGGCGACCGUGGUUUUUACGCACGCGCGGGAAGGGAAAGGCCCUUGGGUGGUGGUGGGUCACCCCACCUCCAAUUUUCCCUCUGUCACCCCACCUCCACCCCCCCCAAGCAUAAUCAACAUUUAUAAAAUGUUGUUGCUGGGGAGACCUGGCCAAAUUGGGGUGGGGUAUAAGUCAUUUUUUAUUAUUAUCAUUAUUAUUGUUAUUACUACUACUACUACUACUACUAAAUGUUGAUGCUCAUAACCCCAGAUACAUGUUGUGAAUAGCUUCAAAUUAGGUACCUAUUCCCUCCCCACUCCGCCUGUGCUUUUGUGUAAAUAAACAGCUUCUUAUGUUCCUUUGCACGUGGGAAAAUUUUCAAUGUUUCCCUCUGGGCUUGAGGGAGUGGGAAGGUUUUGAAGAAACAGGAGUGGAUAGAAUACGACAUCAGUAUAUUUUGAUUGAUUGAGGGUGUGUGUGAGAGAGAGAGAGACAAGAGAGUCCCAGGCAGGACAAUGUGGAAUAAAUUUAAAGGAGGGUAAGUGAAAUUCAUUUUAAUUAUGUGAAAAGCCGGGAAACCAAAGGGUGAAAGUCUUGCCCUCACCGUUCAGCUGAAAUGUGAAUAACUCCACUUCUCAGUUGCCCCCAGAUUGGGACUUUCCUUCCAGCCGUGUCCCAGAGAUGGCCUGGUUUACCUCUUCUUUCUCUCCCUCUCCCCCCAUGACAGAACAAUGGUAUCAGAGGCCCAAUCUGGAUCAUCGCUUGCUGGAGCUGGAGUGGAAACUUCUGCCAUGGACCCAUCUCAGGUAAGAGGCAGGUUCCUUGUGGAGACAGGCAGGGCACAGCCUGGGGCUGCGAGGUUUGUAGGAAACGUGCGCUGCCCCUUCUCUGUUGCUGCUACAAAAUGUCUAGGUGACCCAACUUAAACUAUGAACUCUUGCGUGAUGUCUACCGUCCUGCAGAAAAAAAUUAAAGCUUUCCUAGCUGGAUUUUGCAAAGCUUUCUGCCAUCGGUGUCCACUUUACAUUACAUUUUGUACAACACAGUGGUACCUUGGUUCUCAAACUUAAUCUGUUCCCGACGUCUGUCCCAAAACCAAACGUUCCAAAACCAAGGUGCACUUUCCCACAGAAAGUAAUGCAAAACGGAUUAAUCUGUUCCAGACUUUUAAAAACAACCCCUAAAACAGCAAUUUAACAUGAAUUUUACUGUCUGACAAGAUAAUUGAUCCAUAAAAUGAAAGCAAUAAUCAAUGUACUGUACUAUAAAAUAAAUAAGAUUGUAGAUGAUAACAUUUAAAUAAUUUUUUUUCUUACCUGCACUGUUGAUAGUCAUUGUUUUGAUGGGGGGCUUUUAUCCAUUUCCACAGUCACACAAUCAAUCAAUCAAUCAAUCAGUCAGUAGCUGAACUGGGUUCCACACAGUCACAAAAACAAAUUAACCAAAAAGCCUCAAAAACAAAAACGCAAAAUAUAUAGCAAAAACAAAAGCACCAAAUUUAAUCCAUUCCGGAAGUCUGUUUGACUUCCGAAAUGUUCUAAAACCAAGGCGCAGCUUCUGAUUGGUGGAGGUACCUCAGAAACAAUAGCUGAUAGCCGCAUCGGACGUUCGGCUUCCGAAAAACGUUCAAAACCCGAAACACUUACUUCUGGGUUUUCGGCAUUUCAGAACUGAGGUACCACUGUAUGUAGAACGUGAUUAAUAAAUAACAUUAUUAAUAAUAGCAAGAGCAAUAAAGCUACCAGGUUAGCCCUUUUAUUUUCACGCUGGGAGCCUGUCAGAUAUACGUUUAUUAUUUUAUCUACAUAAGAGUUCAUUUCUGAGUAGAGAAUCUAUCUUUUCCUUUCAGCGGCUGGUGUCCUUUGAGGAGGUGGCCGUGUAUUUCAGCAAGGGGGAGUGGGAUCUGCUGGGCCCCUGCCAGAGAGCUCUCUACAAGGAAGUGAUGCUGGAAAAUUACGCAAAUGUAAUGUUUCUGGGUAAGGAUGUCUUGUCCCUUGGUUGACAAGUGCUGUUGCUAAUGCAUCUUAUGUAGAUUUGGAUCUAAGAUAAAUACUGUUACAGACUGACUUAACUGAGGCAGACAGCAGCGCAACAGAACAGACCUGCUGCUCUAACUGUACCAACUGCCAUAACUGCCUCAGGCGCAUGACGUCACAGAGCUCUAAAGACCUUGUGAGCAUUAACCCUUUCCUUAGCAUUUGGAGUGCUUUCAUUUCACAGUCUUCAUGUAUCGCUUUGGAGGCUUCCCAGAGGCAGUUCGUAGGCCACGGAGGGAAUGCUGGACACCAUGUUGAGAGGUGUCCAAUAUUUGAAGUUGCUGCUGCUACUGCUACAUUAUCAAUGAACUGGACUUAAUGAACACUGGGUGCCCAGUUGCCCCGUCAUACUCAACAAGAAGAGGGUGCAACGGACUAAUCUCCCGCUACAUUUGGGAGGGGGUCAGAGCAGUGGGUGAAUUUGAAAUGCCUGAAUAUUUCGUGGUUAUUAGUCUGCCUUGUUUCUUUGAAAGAAAUUCCAAAUCAGACCUCUGGCUAGAGAAAGGGGAAGAUCCACUUCUGAGGGACUGUGAGGAAGCAGAGAGAUUGACUCUGUGAUGGGUCAGUUCUUCUCUGGGUGUUCAGGGCAUUCCUUAAUUCUGUGUUUAAAUUCCUGGUAGACAUAACUUAAGGCUUCCUCCUUCCCACUGAUGUAGAUUUGACACUCACUAAGUCUCCCUUAGUUAAAACUAGGGAACCACUGGCUCUCUAGAACAGGCAUAGGCAAACUUGCCCCUUCAGAAGUUUUGGGACUACAACUCCCAUCAUCCCUGACCACUGGUCCUGUUAGCUAGGAAUGAUGGGAGUUGUAGUCCCAAAGCAUCUGGAAGGCCAAGUUUGCCUAUGCCUGCUCUAGAUGUUGCAGAACUACAACUCCCAUCAGCCCCAGCAAGCAUGUCCAGUGGCUUGGGCUUGAUGAAGCAAGGCUUCUUUUAUGUUCUGCUCACCUUCCUUACGGGACAGUCUGUUUCCCCUCCCUCUUUCAGUGUUUAGAAUCCAUUUCCCCAUUAGAUCUCGGAUUCUAGGGUUGAGUAUUUGACACACACACAACCUUUUGAAUUUCCUUGUCAGAGUAGCUAGCAAAAGCAGAGAACUGUUUUGCAAACAAAGGCACAUCCCUUCAUACCCUACCUUAAAACAGAGGUGAAGACCCUCUGGCACACAGGCCUAAUUAGGCCAGCAAGACCUCCCCAUAUGGGCCAUUGGUCUGCUUGGGUUAAACCAUGCCCACCUUCCCUGCACCUGACAGUCAGCUGGUGAGUGGCUCCUCCAAAUUGCUAUGCGUAGGGGUUAUUGUGAUUUCAAGUGAUUGACAGGUGAAUGGCCCCAUCCACCUGUCAAAGUUGGCCCAUUGGGAGUAGGAGAGGUAAGUAUUGGCGACCACUUCCCUUCAGUGAUAACCAUUUUUAUUUGCUUUUCUCAUUGCCCAUUUGGUGUACCGGAAUAUCCACAGUCUGCUUUGGACUAUGUAACUGUGUUGUUUCUCACCAUCUACUUUUUUAAAAAAAUUACGGCCUAUUUAAUAGAAUCCAUAGAACAGUUAUCUUUUUUCAGUUUGGUGUGUCCCUUCUCCAAGCUUUUUUGCAGUUUCAUUCCACCCCCACCCCCCACUUUACAUAACCUUGUGGAACCCCAUUUCAUUGUUAUAUCAGAUAAUCCACACAUGCACACACUUCUGUGUCUUGUUUAAUCGAUGGGAAAUAAAUAAGAAAGGCAUUAAUGCUGUUGAGUAACAGAUUCAAAAGGUGACAUAGGUUUUGGCAAGGUGUCCAGAGAGGGGAGGGGACAACCUAGGAAAUCAGAAAAAAGAAAAGGGUAAUUGGGCUUGAUAACUCAUGAUGCUUUUAGCAUUGAAGUCCUAACAGGAAAUAAGUGUUUUCCUUUUAUCUCCAAAUAGCUAAUCAGCGGGACAAGAGUUAUAGUGAGCUACUGGAAACAGGCCGGCAUAAAGCCGAAGAGAUGUUUGGACAUCAAAGCGGGAGAAAUAGGCUAGAAGGAUACCGAUUGAAGAAUGGGAGGAAGAAUUAUUCUAUUUCUCAAGGUGCAGAUGACCAUGAAGUUCUAAACCCAGAAGACCACAAAAGAAAUCAACUGAAAAAGUGGAUAGUGAAUGGGGAAAUAUGCAAAGAUAAAUCUGUAUUAAAUAGACAUUUCAGAACCCGCACAGGGCAGAUCCUAUAUAAAUGCACAGAAUGUGGAAAGAGCUUCAACAAGAGAGGAAACUUCAUUGUACAUCAAAGAACCCACACAGGGGAGAAACCUUUUAAAUGCAUGGAGUGUGGGAAAAACCUCAGUGAUAGGAGAAGUCUCAUUGUACAUCAAAGAAUCCACACAGGGGAGAAACCGUAUGAAUGCCUGGAGUGUGGAAAGAGCUUCAGUGACAGAAGAAGUCUUUUUGUACAUCAGAAAACCCACACAGGGGAGAAACCAUAUAAGUGCAUGGAGUGUGGAAAGAGCUUCACUGUGCAUCGUAGCCUUACUUCACAUCAAAGAACCCACACAGGGGAGAAACCAUAUCAGUGUAUGGAGUGUGGACACAGUUUUAUUGACAGAGGGUAUCUUGCUAGGCAUCAAAGAAGACACACAGGAGAGAAACCAUAUAAAUGUAUGGAAUGUGGAAAGAGCUUCCUUGAAAGGGGACAUCUUGCAAGGCAUCAAAGAAAUCACACAGGAGAGAAACCAUAUCAGUGCAUGGAGUGUGGAAAAAGCUUCAGUGAUUCACGAGCUUGUUCUAAGCAUCAAAGAACCCACACGGGGGAGAAGCCAUAUCAAUGCAAGGAGUGUGGAAAAAGCUUCACUCAUAGUGGAAGCCUUAAUGUACAUUUGAGAACCCACACAGGGGAGAAACCAUAUGAAUGUGUGGUAUGUAGAAAGACCUUCACUCAGAGAGAUCACCUUAUUUCACAUCAAAGAACCCACACAGGAGAGAAACCCUAUAAAUGCUUGGUGUGUGGAAAUACCUUCACUCAGAGGAGUAACCUUAUUUCACAUCAAAGAACACACACAGGGGAGAAACCAUAUCAAUGCAUGGAGUGUGAAAAGAGCUUUAGUGAUAGGAGAAGUCUUACUGUGCAUCAAAACACCCACACAGGGCAAAAACCACAUGAAUGCACGGAGUGUGAAAAGAGCUUCAGUGAUAGGAGAAGCCUUAUUGUACAUCAAAAAACUCACACAGGGGAAAAACCAUAUAAAUGUAUGGAGUGUGGAAAAGGUUUUUGUGAAAGAGUGUAUCUUGUUAGACAUGAAAGAAGGCACACAGGAGAGAAGCCGUAUGAAUGUUUGGUGUGCGCAAAGACCUUCACACAGAAAGGUCACCUUAUUUCACACCAGAGAACCCACACAGGAGAGAAACCCUAUAAAUGUUUGGUGUGUGGAAAGGCCUUCACUCAGAGAAGUAACCUUAUUUCACAUCAAAGAAUACACAUAAGUGAGAAACCAUAAAAAUACAUGGAAUGUCAGAACUCCAGCAAAAACAGAAACCUUACUAUAAUUCACAGAACCCACAUGAGGGAGAAACUUGUCCUAGUGCCAUUUUUCUUACCUAGUCGCCAACUUAGCUAGCACUCAGUCAGGAUCAGGGGUAUAGCUGGUAUAAAAGCAGGAUCCACAGCACUGAUUCCGGAAAGGCACUAAUGCCAUGGAAGACCAAUUAGUACCAGGAACUGGAAGAGAACCUGAAACUAUGCCAAAAGUUCCCAAUAGCAUUGAAGGAAUUGGACAUUUUUUAAAAAAAUAAAUCUUGUAUACAGUUCAGUUUGGAAAUUUGGAGUUGUAUCCAUCACUGCUCAUGCAAUGGGACCUCGCCUUCCUCUCCCCAACUGCUCCUAACAUCUAUUGUAGAAGCUCCCUCAAUCCUUUGGAGCAAAUCUUGAGAGAGCCCGGGGCAGAGAUGUGAAGUCCCAGAAAAGAACUUAGAAAUUGGGGGGACAUGACAUAGGGUUUUUUCCCUUAUUUUUCCCUGGUUUCCCCCAAUAUUUUGGAAACAAAUGUUGGGGUGGGGGGAGGGCGGAUUCCAGAGUUUAUACAGGCCUUCACAUCUCUAGCCUGGGAGUGGGGUUGCAAGGGAAGGGAGAGGGGAGUUCUGUUGCUUAAGUGGAACAGCAGCCUUGGGUUGUUAAUUUGCUUCCUGGAGUGAAAGAGUCAUAGCUCAGUGGAAUAGCACCUUGCAAGCAGAAGGACACAGGUUCAAUCCCUGACAUCUCAAGGGAGGGCCAGGAGAUACUUCUGCCUGAAAUCCCGUAAAACAGCUAUCAGUCAGUUUAAACAAUCUGUGCUGCAGGUGGAAUUCAAGCCUUGCACUUGAAGAAAUAGGAGAGCUACUAACCAGUUUAGAGAGAUGUGGGCUAGCUAAGUGUAUUUAUCCGGUUUUAUUUUCAGUACCCUUUUGCUCCUUUGAGAUAGUUUUGUAUGCACGUAACAAUUUAGAUGUUAAAACCUCUUUCUGAAGAGUCUCCUUUUUUUUGUUUUUUAAAGCAAAUGAAACCUAGCAGUUUCCCUGCCGGCUGUUUUGCUCACCCCAUGCUUAAAAGUUAAACCCCGCCCUAUGUAAAGGGUGUCCUCAAGAAGACCCAGGGGAGCUUAGGCUGUUUGGUAGAGAGGCAUCACAGAACAUUAAAGACUUCUACCUGGCAGCAGUGGAAAGGUCCCAGGAAAGGAGGGCCUCCCUUUCUCUCACUGGCCAGGUGGUAACUGGGCUCUGUGACAAGGGCUGCAGAAUGAAAACCUAUAGGCCAGCUGCUUCAGAAUGUCUUCUCCCUCAUCUUUCAGCCCGGACACUGAGGUCCAGCUCCGAGGAUCUUCUGGCGGUUCACUUCCUGCAAGAUAGGAGGUUACAGGGAAGCAGGCAGAGGGCCUUCUCGGUGGUGGUGUCUGCCCUUUGGAACACCCUCCCAUCAGAUGUCAAACAGAUAAACGACUAUCUGACUUUUAGAAGACAUCUGAAGGCAGCCCUGUUUAGGGAAGUUUUUAAUAUUUUAUAUUUAAUCGCUUUUUUAUUUUGUUGGAAACCCAGCCAGAUGGGCAGGGCAUAAUUAAUAAAUUACUAUAUUAUAACCUUGCAGGGUUUCGAAGUACACAAGGGACCCCCUUUGGCUUCAGACUAGACCUGAUUGGGUCAAGCCCUAGGCUCUGUGGGAAGCUUUCUUACAGCUACACUUCCACUCUUAUUAAUAAUAAUAAUUAUUAUUAUUUUUAUUUAUACCCCGCCCUCCCCAGCCAAGGCUGGGCUCAGGGCGGCUAACAAGCAAUAAUAAAAACAAGUUGAAUGAAUACAACUUAAAAACAAGAUUAAAAUACAAUAUUAAAAAUCAUCACAGGAGGAGAAAGAAAAAAGAAAGAGGGGGAGGGAAUCAAAUUGGCUCCAAGCCAAAGCGCCAGGCAGAACAGCUCUGUCUUACAGGCCCUGCGGGAAGAAAUCAGAUCCUGCAGGGCCCUGGUCUCAUGAGACAGAGCGUUCCACCAGGCCGGAGCCAGUGUUGAAAAGGCCCUGGCUCUGGUUGAAGCUAAUCUAACUUCCUUAGGGCCCGGGACCACUAGGGUGUUGCUAUUUAUGGACCUUAAGGCUCUCUGUAGGGCAUACUGGGAGAGGCGGUGCCGUAGAUACAAGGGUCCUAGGCCAUGAAGGGCUUUAAAGGUCAAAAGCAGCACCUUAAAUCUGACCCUGUACUCCACCAGGAGCCAGUGCAGUUGGAAAAGCACUGAAUGUCAGUUGGCAGGUGCAAGGUAGCUUAGGAUGCUGUGGCGGUCUGCCGCUUUGUAACGGAAAUAUAUCACCUCCCCAACACGAAAAAAUUUGACAGAAAAAUCCUGAAUCUAGGACGAUAUUCCCAUGUGAUGAUGGAGUCCUAUCACAUGACGCUGCUUGUCCAGCCUUGACUGUAUGUAACCAUUCUUAUGUUAAACCUUUCCCCCUAAGAACAGCCUUUUCUAAACUUACAGUAAAUCUUUGAACUUAAUUC
Podarcis lilfordi (Lilford's wall lizard) is the source of this 8370-nucleotide messenger RNA. Lineage: Eukaryota; Metazoa; Chordata; Lepidosauria; Squamata; Lacertidae. The record is from the annotation of a GenBank genome assembly.